Molecule: messenger RNA, 4367 nt
Organism: Odocoileus virginianus texanus
Lineage: Eukaryota; Metazoa; Chordata; Mammalia; Artiodactyla; Cervidae
Source: RefSeq, a predicted model, not a curated record
GGCAGGGACAGGGAGGAGCCAGUUAUGUCCCCAAGGCUGUUUGUGUGAUGAGGCUGAAAGCCGCUGUGCCUGAGAUGGGUCUUUGACAAGAUGACUCAGCUCUAGGGUUUGGUGAAUGAUGGAAAGACCCAGAUCCUUGGAUUGCUCUGCAGACCUGACUGUGGCCAGUUGGAACUCUGAUGGACAGGGGUGAUGGUGGAAGGAGGGCCGCUGCCUUCCAUCCAGGCCAUUCUUGGUCUUUCUGGAAUGUACAGGGGAGGAGGAGGGGGGAAGCCACCUCCCUCUCUGGCUCCCACGCACUCACUGGAUAUGCACUGGCCUCACCGGCCACAGCCCCGUCAGCUCCACCGGCACCGUCAGCCCCGAGGGCCACGACUGGCCGCACUCGGCACAUGGAGAUUUACCAAGAUUUACCAAGACUGUGGAUCACUCGCAACCUUGUCCCGAUAAACUGGACCUCACCAGAAAAGGAUAUUCCUAGUAAAUGCCGAGAAACAAACACAGGAAGCCUAACGAAUAAAACGGAGAACUUGCACACACGGCUCGUGGUUCCCUCCAUGGUGUUAGCCUGCUCUGCUUCCCGGGGAGAAGUCGGUUUUCAUCUCUGGGGCCCUCUUACCACCCUGGUCUCCCUUUGUAUAACGCGCACAUUUGCAGCCGUAAAAUGUGAGCCUUGAUUGGGCAAGGAGAUGAGACAUUGUGGGGUGGUCGUGACCUCACAGACCCUCAGCUUCUGGCCCCUCUGUCAGAUGGGUCUGCUCCUGCUUCCUUAUCUCUGGCUGUCCCCUUGCCGGGGCAGACCCGUCCUCCUCCCGCUCAGAAAUCUGCCCCCUCCGUAGCUCUCCUGGGGAAUUCUAUAUUUUUGGCUCCUGGAGAAUGAGGACCAGGAGCAGUCCCUCGUUCUUGAUGCCUUAAGAGAUGAAAGAAGAUUGACUGUGUGAGCCUGUGAAGGGUAUUGAGCCAAGGGGUGACCACCACCUGGGCAUGGGACACUGGCCCCUUCCCCACCUCCUGUGAGUGAGCCAGAGGCCGGAGUUACUGUGGGGAUGCCUGUCCAUCACCGGAAGUCAGACUCCUGGGAGAUGGACCCUGAUUCAUCCCCCGGCUGCAGGCUCGGUGACCUGAGCAGAGGGAGCAGUUUGGAGAGUCGGACCAGCAGCUCUCGUUCCCGAAGCCUCACUCUGGAUGAUGAGAGCCUGAAGUACCUCACACACGAGGAAAAGGAUGUCCUCCUGUUUUUUGAAGAGACGAUUGAUUCCCUGGAAGAUGACUUUGAGGGGCAGGUCCUGUGUGACGGUGACGCCCAGUGGCACUCUCCGAGGUCUCUGGAAGACAGCACUUCCGCUCCCUCCAAGCCAGAGGAUGUCGUGGCCUUGGUGCAGCUGGGCCCUGGAGCCGGGGAGCCCGAGGGCCUUGAGGAGGUGAAGGAGACCGCAGGGGCUGGCCCUUUUGGAAAGGAAGACACCCUUGACCUUGAUGGCAAGAAAGAGGAUGCAGAGAAGUCUCCUCCGUCAGACCCCCCAGGGCCUGAGGCCCUGCCAUCUUCCCCACCUGCCUCAACUGUAGCAGCUCCGGCCCACCCCAGGAGAGAGCCCCCCGCUCCCCCCGCAGAGCACCCCAAACUGCCCCGCUCGGUCCCUACUCCGCUCGUCAUCGCCCAGAAGAUGUCUGAGAAGCUGACAGGGAAUGAAGGGCUUUCGCCCACAUCUCCGUCCAAAGAGGGCAGGCCUGCAGAGUGGAGGACGCUGGCUUCUCUGGCCCCUCGACACGGAGACCACUCACCGUGGCACCGACAGCCGGCGCCCAAGAUCCACCGCUUCCCGAGCAACAUCAGUGUGACCAACAGUGCGGGGAAGGACUUCAAUAAGACCAUCUCCAAGGCCGCAGUCAACGUGCAGGAGCGCAAAGCCCAGGUCCUGGCCAAUAUCAACGGCGUCUCCUUCCUCUCUGUGGGGGAGACGGAGGACCGGGCCCAGAGGGGCGAGACCAUCGAGCAGAGAAGCGUCUCUCCCGAGCAGAGCCAGCCAGGCCCGGCCCAGGAGGCUGUCCCCACGCGGGCUGGGGCCCGCGGCGCCCAGCAGUCCAGAGGCGUGCAGACAGAACAGCCCCUACCGCUGGCCAACGGCUUCCAGAGCAUCCACGACGUCCUCAAGAGCCAGGCCGGACCCUUCAUCUCCACCGGGAAGACGGUGACCUUCCGUCCGGACCCGGCCCUCCCCAGCAGACUUGCACCCCAGCAGCCAGACUGCGGACAGGCGGCCAGGAAGCGGUCGGGCUCGCUCCCCAGGGCUGUGGGGUUCAGACCCCAGGGUAUCACUGUCCAGUUCUCGGGCCGGGGCUCCACGGAGGAGGCCCGCCGGGAGGCCCUGCGGAAGCUCGGCCUCCUGAAGGAGAACUUAUGAUGGAGAGUGAGCGGACGCCGGGGAAGGCAGGGCGGCCUGCUGCGCAGAGCCAAAAAUGGAUGUGCACAUGCGCACAGCUACGAAGCCCUGACUGGGUACCGGGUUGACUAGAGAUGAGGGCCUGGGCGUCCAUAGGUGAGCCGCCCUCCAUUCUGCAUCCGAGCUGGGACAUCCUUCCAUGUUAAGAGGGCCCGCACCACGUCUUGUCUUCCCUUUUCCAAGAGCUCAGAGAAUAACCUUGAAAACCUACAGGUUUCUAUGAUUUGUAAAUGCCAUAUGUUUUUUGGAUCUAGGAGGAAGGGGAUUUAGGUCUGUUGUUUUUUUUUUGCUGUUAUUGAGCCUCUGAUCUAACCUUUAAUCCCCGAAUGCUUGAGAGGAAAGCCAGUGUAGAUCUCAUACUCAUUUCCCUAAGAAAGGGAACUUCCCCUCCUUUUCAAGAAAAUAAAGAAGUGCUUCUUCAAUUUUCAUAGUGUCUUAAAGUACUGUUUUGGUCUUUUGUUAGUUUUUUAAAGGUGAAAGACAGUAUGUUAGCCUGAGAUAUGCCUUUGUUUCUUGAUAAAAUUUGGUUUGCCCAGGAUGGUUUUUUUUUUUAAUUGAAAAUUAAAGCCUUUAGAGUAUGAUUUGCUAUAAUGUUGAGUUAUGGGAAUGGAAUGUAAAGGUUCAGUUUGGAAAAAAGGGUAAUUUUAAGAAAGUCUUAUCAAACUACAGAGUCUUUGUUACUGGGAGAUAUGUGUAUGAUCAUGUACUGUGUAUAUACAUGUACAUAAUAUAUGUUUAUAGGGACAUAUAUACAGAUAUAGGUGGUAUGCACACACAUUAUUACAUAUAUAUUAACUUCUUAAAACCCUGUUGCAUAACUGCAGGAUUCAAUCACUUCCUAUUCUUUUGAUACACAAACCAUCUCAGUGUUGAGAUGAUGCCACAGAAAUCAUUACUUCCUAAUCAAGAAGUCUUUUAAGGACACAUCUCCAUAACAUUUUGGUGAACCAAAGUGCUUUUUCUUCAACAAUGUGUUCUGUUCCCAGUUAAAGUAAUAAUCCAAAUAAGCUUCCUGCUAAGCAUGAGAGUUCAUUUUUUUUAGUGAAAGUUUUUUUUUUUUUUUAGUGAAAUAUACUUUGUGUGUGUGUAUGAAGUACACUUUUAAAGAUGUCAUGUAUCACCUAAUUUUAACCUAAUUUUAUCACCAUAUUUUAGUUUUGCAUGUUCCAAGGUGACUGGUAAACAAGGAAACAAGAGUCUUAACAGCCCCCAUGUUCCAUGGGCAAGAUCUCAGGAUUAAUUUAAAAGGGAAAAAGCAGCUAACUAGGUUACACAGCAUGAAACUGGUUUUCUCCCAUACAAUAUCUCCCAUGCUGGGUUGUAACCACCAGCUUUAUUAUCAAAACUAUUUCAGGCUGGAGUCUAAAACCUCUAAAAAUAGACCAGGAAGGCCCACACUUGAAAGUCACACCCUUUUGUUGUAUGUCUCAGCCACUGUCACAGAAUCUGUUUCUUUCCUGUUGAGUAUUAUUUAAACUCAAACUUCUAAAUGUGCUGUGAAGGGUGUUUUUCAUAGUAUCAAUUUGCCUUGUAAAUUACAUAAAAUGAUUGUAAUGUUUUCUUUAGAAUGACAGUAUUUAGUGACUUGCCUAGCUCUUGUCCUCCCGAAAUAAUCUCAUAGAUUCUCAAUGGUCUUAAUUUAAAUAGGUGCUUUGAUUUUACAGGUUUUUAAAAAUAGUUUUUAUUUUGCUUCUGUUUAUGUUGGACUUGUUUAAAGGAUUCUUGGGGGCUGUUAUUUCCUUUUUAUAAAGCAAGAUGCCAUGUUACACAGUAUUUUUAAAUGGCUUACAUUUUUAAAAUCUCUUGUAUUUGAGGAUUCUUUUUUUCUUGUCCUAUGACUUCAUUGUGACUAGAACUUGACUACAUGUUAGUAUAUUUGCUCUUAUAAUGGUAUUUUUGAAAAAUAAAUUUAGAGAUGUCUCUUAA